Stegastes partitus (bicolor damselfish) is the source of this 3239-nucleotide messenger RNA. RefSeq names its product synaptophysin-like 1 (gene sypl1). Gene Ontology annotation, cellular component: synaptic vesicle membrane; synaptic vesicle. The transcript has 6 exons. Lineage: Eukaryota; Metazoa; Chordata; Actinopteri; Pomacentridae. The record is from RefSeq and is a predicted model, not a curated record. The coding region runs from base 580 to 1299 and encodes 239 amino acids.
GGGGCACUUCCGAUGCGUUUAGGUGCUCAGAAGUGAAGUAACUGCAACUUUGGUGCGGAACUGAAUCUCCCGGUGUUGAUUUGCAUGGGUUUUCUGCGGUUGGGGAAAAUAAGUCCCUGUGCGUAUUUUGCAGCUGCAGGAUAUUUAAAGUAGUUUUUUUUCUCCUUCCCACAAGCCCGGUGGAGGUAAAAUAAAUCUUUCUGGUCACAGUGUGGGGCGGCUUUUAGAUAAGCUUUGCAUUUUCCUGUAACUAGACACGACGCGCUCUGACCAAAGCGAAGUUUGGCACACUUUUACGCGCUUUAUCCGCCGCAUCGUUUGCGCAUCACCAAGCCGAGCGCGAGCAACUCGUUUUUCAAGAUCCACUGCAAGAAAAAACAGCCACGUUAAAGUAAGGAUUUUGCCGUUACAAAUUCCUGAAACGAGCCAAGCGGAAUCUUCACGUUUGCAGUUAAACCCACGUCAUUCUGUCAAGACAACUCCCCCUCCUUUUCCUCCCUGUUGGACCAACAUCCACAGAUUAGGAAGCAACAGGGUGAAGAUUUUUUUUUUUUUUUUUUUUGGAUCACAAGUCCAAUCAUGAUGACCGGAUUUCGGCUGAACUUGUCGCCCCUGAAGGAGCCGCUGGGCUUCGUCAAACUGGUGGAGUGGCUCACAGCCAUAUUUGCUUUCGGAAGCUGUGGCGGAUUCUCUGGGAGGAACAUCAUAUCUCUCUUCUGUGGAGACGGCAAGAAUGAAACUCUCAACGCCAACUUUAACUACCCGUUCAGGUUGAGCGAGGUCCCGCUCAUUGAUGGGAACACCACGCUUUGUAACCGCUCCGUCUCCACCACACACAUGGUGGGAGACUCGGCCUCCUCAGCCGAGUUCUUUGUGGGCGUCGGCAUCGUCUGCUUCCUGUACAGCAUGGCGGCUCUGCUGGUCUAUUUAGGCUACAUGCACGUCUACAAGGACUCUGAUUUUGGACCCAUUUUAGACUUUGUGAUCACAGCCUUCCUGGUCUUCCUGUGGCUGGUGUGUUCGUCCGCCUGGGCAAAGGGGUUGCAGAACGUGAAGGACGCCACGGACACUGACGGCAUCAGCGGCACGCUGGCGCUCUGUAAGGGCACCAACGUCACCUGCGAGGUGACGGAGUACGCCAGCAUGCGGGCCCUCAACAUCUCUGUGGUGUUUGGCUACCUCAACAUGUUUGUGUGGGCGGGCAAUGCCUGGUUUGUGUACAAGGAGACUCGUUGGCACUCCCAGAAAUCCUCCUCCCACCCUGGACCUGGAAGGCAACAGGUCCCUGCACCGAUCUAACGAACACGCAGCGAGACAGUCGUAUAAAAACAAACCGUAACGCGCACACACCGCGCAUGCAACAACACACUUACGGUACACAGUCGAGUAUAAAUGCAUGCAUGCAAAAUUCAUGCGUAGACAAAUGUGCAUAAAAACAUUUUUAGCACACACAAAAAAAAGUGAAGAGGAUGAAGACAGAUUAAAUGAAGGACAGACUGAUAGGUCAUCUGUAGGUAUUUGGACCUUAUUGUUACAGCAGCUGCUGUUUAAUUGGCAUUUUGUAGCUUAGAAUGACUUUAUGUUACAUCAUUCUUUGCACAUUUCUGAAAGAAAUAUACAUAAAAGCAAAAAUAUUCCCCUAAGCAGCCCAGGAGCAGUUGGCCAGGUGGGCAGAAGAUGCCGUCACACGUAAGGUUUGAUGUGCCUUUAUGUUUUUAACCUGCUCCACAUACUAUAGCAACACCAAUACAGUUAGGAUGCCAAAUACUUCUUAUGCUUUAGCAAGCACACACAUUCACAGACAACCAAACGUUCAGACCAAAUUUAAGCUUUAUAGCAGCAUCGUGCCUUGUUUUUAGGAAUUAUACACUUCUCUAAUUCCAUUUUCUGCUUGAGUUUAUUACACUUAAUCACAUGCAGAUGAGUGUGAGGUACUUUAAACCUGCUCUCGAAGAUAUCAAACUAAGCAUAUGGAGCAAAAAUUACAUUUUUUUGUGAGGAAAAAUGUGAGUUUUUCAGGGUAACACAGAGGGGAGAACUUUUCACUGUGAGGCAUCGUGUUAUUUAAGAAAACCCCUUUAAGAUUUUGCAUUCAUUGGAAGAUAAAUUGGUAAGUGUAGACACCUGUUUUCCCACUGUUCAAUUAUGUUUUUGCACAUUUUAUAUCGUUUUAAACUUUUCCUUCCCUUUUAAUUCAUUGGCUCUCUCACAGUUAAACCAUUUACCCUCUAGUGGCAGAAAUCAGAAGCUGCAAAUUUAAGCGAUUAAUGACCAAACUAGAGAGUUUAUCAUGAUAUGCAUCUAUAAAAGCUUGUAUUCUUGCAGGUUUAAAGGUCAAUCUACGCAUGAAAGCAAAUUUAGUUUUUUUUUUUAAGCUUUCAGAUACUCAAGCAAAGAGGCCUCCUACUCAAAUAUUAGGAAUGUAGUUUGUCUAUUGUUGUUUUGUCGUUGUUCACACAUGGUGCUUAAUGUGAUUCUAAAAUGUCCUUCAAAGCACUGCGAGUUUCACUCCAAGAAGAACACAUGAGAGUUUGCUUCUUUCUUAGCCCAGGAAAUAACCUUCUACCAAGGUACCAGUUAAAAGAGGAGUCCUGUGCCUUCCUUUAGUCAUCAUGUUGAAUGUAUCAGCAACAUCACAUUUACUAUUUAAUUGUAAUUUUCAUCAUUUUCUUUUUUCAAAAAAAUAUUCCACCGAAUCUUCUUUUCCUUCUGCUUGUUUCAUAUCUCCAUGUGAUGUUAAAUCAAUUAUUUUGUUGUUGUUGUUCCGUCCAGAACAUCUUGUUCUCCGCCGUCUGCCUUAUUAUAAUCCAUCACAAGACACCGAACGACGAGCUGGUUUUGUGUUUUCUAUGAACUGUGUCACUUUUUUUUUUUUUUUAACUGUUUUUCACUUUCAGUAUAUGCAAAUUGUUAGGUUGAGUCGUGUGAUUCUGUCUUUUUUUUUCUUGUUCGUCUGUUGUGUUUUCACAUAGUAAAAAAAUGUACAAUGAUGUAAAUUCCUUUAACUUUACCCAAAGACGAAGUUAAAUGAAACAUCUAGUGUGUGUGUUGUUGGGUGUACUGGUUAUACCUUCUGCACUCCUGCAAUCAUUAUCCGUUUUAACUAUAGCUUUUUAAUGAUUUGUAUGCAUUUAACCUGCCAAACUGUCUUAUCCAAGAGAGCUAUGCACUCCAUGACAUGCACAAUUCCAGUGUACUUUUUGUUUUCCCAAUAAAAAUGAAUGAUUUUUUUUCAUUGA